CAAACUCAUUGCCUCACUCCUAGUUCGAUCUUCCACCUAGCAUAAUGUCUCCCGCCGCUAUUGUCAAUGCUGCCCCUUCCCCUUCGAACGGGACAAAGAUAGUCCCUGUGUCGUCGGUCAAGCCGAUCAUCACUCCUUCGUCUAUCCUGCCCCCUGCUCCCAGCAACUCUGUCCCUGCCUGGGUUCAGCCUGAUCUUACGCGUCUUCUCCGCGUUGAGCAUCUUCCCGGAUCGUUCGCCGCCCGUUCUGUGUCUCUCGUCGAUCUCCCUGCGGGCGCCAUAUUCGCGCGCAUCUCCGGGCCUACGCCUGCGUCGUGCGCGUACACGUCAGUUCAAGCCUCGCGUGACCUUCACAUCGAGCUCAACAGUGACCUGGUCUUCAUAAAUCACUCAUGCCGGCCGACACUUCUCUUCGACAUGACGCGCUGGGAGGUCAGGGUCAACCCAGAGCUCAAGGGCGGACUCAAAGCUGGAGACGAGCUCACAUUUUUCUACCCUAGCACGGAGUGGGACAUGGUACAACCAUUUGAUUGCAGAUGUCGAGAGGCUAGCUGCAGGGGCACCAUCUCCGGCGCCAAAGAUAUGGAGCUGGAGGUAUUGAGUAACUACUGGUUGAACCCCCACAUUGAGGGGCUACUUCAGGAGAAGCAUGCGGCUAACGGCAAGGGCAAUGGUGUUCACAAUGGCGUCAAGAAUAGCUCUAGCACCGCUUCGUAAGCUGAGCUGGUUGGAUGAAUGCCCACAAGCGACAUUGCGGUGGAUGGCACAGCGGCUACAAUCCAAACUCUCCCCAAAAGCAUUGAAUGUUCG
Lindgomyces ingoldianus is the source of this 809-nucleotide messenger RNA. RefSeq lists its product as uncharacterized. NCBI's taxonomy places the organism in Eukaryota, Fungi, Ascomycota, Dothideomycetes, Pleosporales, Lindgomycetaceae. The record is from RefSeq and is a predicted model, not a curated record. The transcript has a single exon. Bases 45 to 716 code for a protein of 223 amino acids.